UAUUUGUGUUUCAGCUUUUUUAUGUAAAUAAAUUUUACAUUCCAACCAUGUUGGUACCACGUACCAUCCCAAAAUGUGCAGCGUGGACUGAUGACUUGAUGAAGAAAAGGGUGCAUGCGGAAUUGCAUGAUUAUGGUGAUUUUGGCCUAGCUGAUGUUCAAGAAGAUGAAAGGGAGGAAAAUGCACAUGAAGACCCUGGUAAUCCAGUAAAUGAAGUUGAAGAAGAGACUACUGAUGAAAUUAUAGCAGAAUAUAAUGCAGCAGAGAGACAAAUUCACCAAUUGCUUCGAACAAUGAGAGGAGCAAUUGGUAAACUAGCAAAGCGGCAUAAUACAAAUAAAACCCCAUCAUCUUCUCAUCAAAGCAGAAGUCAUAAUCAACCUGAUAUCAAUGAUUCUUUCCCAUCACCAGCACAUGCUUAUGGAUCGCCACUGAAUGAUCGUUUUGCUGAUGGUGAAGAUAAUGUAGGCCCAUCAACCUCACAGCCAGCAGCGCAGCAUAGCAUUGAGGAUGAAGUUCAGAUGAAUGCUAUUAUUCCUUACGAGACCGGACAUCCUCCAAUACGUUCAUAUCGGCUACGUCGACAUGCUACUGCCCUACAAUCACCAUACGUGGUACAACCGUCAAUCAAAUUUUCAGCGUCUUCAUCUAUAGCAAAGCAAGUUUUGGCAUAUGCAUUGGACGAUACACGUGAUGAAAGCCAAAUAUUAUGUUCCAUGCACAAUUUCUUCUUGACAAGGUUUGACUUGAAAUGCUUGGGACCCGACAAAUUGGUUGACAAAAAGGUUGUAACCAUGCAUUGUCGAAUUUUGAAUGGUAUGGAUAAAGAAAAUAGGAAGCAUUUCUUAUCUCCAAACUUUGUGGUAAGAUAUGUUGUAAGAAUUAUAGAUUGGUUUUCUUGUUUUACGUAGAUUGUUUUAAUCUA
Messenger RNA from Vitis vinifera (wine grape), 925 nucleotides. RefSeq lists its product as uncharacterized. The transcript is spliced from 7 exons. NCBI's taxonomy places the organism in Eukaryota, Viridiplantae, Streptophyta, Magnoliopsida, Vitales, Vitaceae. The coding region runs from base 48 to 911 and encodes 287 amino acids. The record is from RefSeq and is a predicted model, not a curated record.